AGCGGAGAGCGUGUGGCGGGAGGCGCGGCUCUUCGCCAUGCUGCGGCACCCCAACAUCAUCGAACUGCGCGGCGUGUGCCUGCAGCCGCCGCACCUCUGCCUGGUGCUCGAGUUCGCCCGCGGCGGAGCGCUCAACCGCGCGCUGGCCGCAGCCAACGCCGCCCCCGACCCACGCGCGCCCGGCCUGCGCCGUGCACGCCGCAUCCCCCCGCACGUGCUGGUCAACUGGGCCGUGCAGAUUGCGCGGGGCAUGCUCUACCUGCACGAGGAGGCGGCCGUGCCCAUCCUGCACCGCGACCUCAAGUCCGGCAACAUUUUGCUCCUCGAGAAGAUCGAGCAUGACGACGUGGGCAACAAGACGCUCAAGAUCACAGACUUCGGGCUGGCGCGGGAGUGGCACGGGACCACCAGGAUGAGCGCGGCCGGCACCUAUGCCUGGAUGGCCCCCGAGGUCAUCAAGUCCUCUGUGUUUUCCAAGGGCAGCGACGUCUGGAGCUAUGGGGUGCUGCUGUGGGAGCUGCUCACGGGCGAGGCCCCCUACCGAGGCAUCGACGGCCUAGCGGUGGCGUACGGGGUGGCCGUCAACAAGCUGACCUUGCCCGUCCCGUCCACCUGCCCCGAGCCCUUUGCCAGGCUCAUGAAAGAGUGCUGGGAACAGGACCCCCACAUCCGGCCCUCGUUCGCCUCCAUCCUUGAGCGGCUGAAGGCUAUCGAAGGGACGGUGAUGACCGAGAUGCCCCAGGAGUCGUUCCACUCCAUGCAAGACGACUGGAAGCUGGAAAUCCAGCAGAUGUUUGAUGAGCUGAGGACUAAGGAAAAGGAGCUGCGGUCCCGGGAAGAGGAGUUGACCCGAGCCGCCCUCCAGCAGAAGUCGCAGGAGGAGCUGCUCCGGCGGCGGGAGCAGCAGCUGGCGGAGCGCGAGAUCGACGUACUGGAGCGGGAGCUGAACAUCCUGAUCUUCCAGCUGAACCAGGACAUGCCCCACGUGAAGAAGAGGAAGGGCAAGCUCAAGAGGGGCCGCGUGAAGCUCAAGGAUGGGCAGCGGAUCAGCCUGCCUUCAGAUUUCCAGCACAAGAUCACGGUGCAGGCCUCGCCCAACCCGGACCGACGCCGGAGCCUGCAUAGCAGCAGCUCCAGCCCCCCCAGCAGCCCCACGGUGAUCCCCCGCCUCCGGGCCAUACAGCUGACCCCGGACGAGAACAGUAAGGCCUGGGUGAGGAACACCGGCUUUCGGCACGAGGAAUUCGAAGAUGUCAAAAGGGAUUUCAAGAGAAAAGGUUGUACGUGGGGACCCAGUUCCCUUCAGAUGAGAGAGCGAGCCGACGGCAAGGAGAGGACGAGACCUCUCUCAGAUGGCAACAGUCCCUGGUCGACCAUGUCAAUUAAAAACCAGAAACCCAUGUGCUUGGCGUCCUUAUUCGCGGACCAGCCAGGUGCUCACGGCCGGCCGGAGCCUGCUCCCGACCGUGGGGUCCCCGGGGGGCCCCAGCAGGGGCAACUGGCAGGUCCAGCCUACGUCGACCCAGCGCUGUGCAAAGAGGCUUCCCGCGAGGGCCUGCUGGAGGCCGGGGGCUGUGAGGUGCUGCCCUUCACCAGCCCCGUCGCUGCCCCCCUGGGGACUCCCACCAGCAGCCUGCGGAGGCCCCCCCAGAGGAGGAAGACGGAGUCAGCGCUGGUGGGUUGCAGCGCGCUGCUGGCCUCCGUGGCGCUGGGUCUGGACCUCCGGGAGCUGCCACAGGCCAGGGGCACGGAUGAGAAGGGACGUGAAGACAUCCUCCAGUGCGUUCCCGGGACCUGCACGAAGACCAGUGCCCCCAGGAGGCAGCCUUCCACGAAGUACUCACUACAGGCCGAAGGGCAGGACGGGGACUCGGGCGGCACCCUCAGCAUGUGUGGCCCCUCGGGGCCAGUUCCGGGCGCUGGGGACAGCCAGCGAGGCCCCGCUCUGAGGCUGGAGGCCGUGCACGCUGUUCUGGAGGGCCGGCCUCCCUCGCCGGCGCAGCAUCCUGGGACCGAGCCUGAAGGCGCUUCUUCCCAAGCCCCAGCGUCUCUGCCCAGAGCAGGCGAGGCCUCGCGGACUCCCCGCACACCCCAGCUGCUGCAGCUGUGACCUCAGCCCCCGGGGCCUCAGGACUGCCACUCCCCUCCCGGCCUGGUCCUCACAGCUGCCUGCCAAGUGAAGUCUCAUCGGAGAGACAGUGGGCCCAGCAUCGUGCCUCAGCCUCACCUUCCUCCCAGAGGAGCCCAGCAGACCUGCAGCUGGCCUUGCCACCAGGAGCCCACCUUGCUCCCUCAGCAGCCCGAGGAAAGAACAAAGUUCCCCCCAUCUGGACUGCAGGGUGUCCAUCUGAUGGUCCGAACAGGGACCACACCACGCCCAUUGCCACAGGAGCGACAGAGCCAGCUGACCAGCCACGGAUGAGCUGGAGAAAGGGUCUCUGGCUUACAAAGUGCCUCUGUGGCCCACACAUUGCUUUUUGAGGGUGAACAAACGAGAGCGGUGUCCUCCGUGAGCUCUCCCAUGCUGCCGUGUCAGGCCGGUGGCCCUGUCGUUAAGGUAGGGAUGAUGUCAAAGGUGUACCUGACACUGUCACUGUCACUGCCUUCCCACUGGCUGCUCACCUACUAACCUGAAAUGCACAAAGUGCGAAACAGAACCCGUGUCAGCCAUGCUGGUCAGAAUGUUCUCGCAGCUUCAAGGCUUCGUCCGCUCUCAGUCAUCCGGGUCUCUUGGAACAGGACAGAGAUUGUAAGGAGACUCACUGUUUUGUUUUCUUCCUUCUGGCUUUCUCUUUUUGUCUUUUUAAUUAUCUUUUCUUUUCCUUUGUUACUUGUGUGACUAAAAGCCAAGAAAGAGCUCUUAGUUUCUUGGCAAGAGUCAAGUGGUAUUAGUAAGUAAAGG
Molecule: messenger RNA, 2902 nt
Organism: Tupaia belangeri chinensis (Chinese tree shrew)
Lineage: Eukaryota; Metazoa; Chordata; Mammalia; Scandentia; Tupaiidae
Gene: MAP3K21
Product: mitogen-activated protein kinase kinase kinase 21
Exons: 10
Coding region: 38-2110 (690 amino acids)
Biological process (GO): protein phosphorylation
Molecular function (GO): ATP binding; JUN kinase kinase kinase activity
Source: RefSeq, a predicted model, not a curated record